AUGAAUUGUGUGGUCAGAUUGUUGAUCCAGAGCUCAUCGUCCCCGCGAUGGACUGGUUUAAAGUACAGUCAGUUUCGUAAAACAUCUUUUCACGGCUUUCUGAGAUCAUCGUCGAUUUUUGGCGUUCAUAAAUUUGCUUUAAAAUUGAUACACCCCGAUAGAGAUGUGAAAUUCUACAGCACAGGAGCAAAGACCAGGACGAAAAACUUCUACAAAGUGCUCGGCGUUUCACCUAAAGCCACCCAGGCACAGAUUAAAAACGCAUUUUACAAGCUCUCCAUCACCCACCACCCGGACAAACACAAGGGAAGCGCUGAAUCUCACGAAAAGUUUCAAAAUAUCACUGAGGCUUACAACGUACUUGGAAAUCAAGAAUCGAGAAAGCAAUAUGAUCGAGAACUUAUCGGCGAAGGACAGUUGAGAGCAGAACACGCACAAGGUUACGAACAUCCACAAACGGUCAAGAAAUCAGGGUCGAUUUAUAAUUUUGACGAAUGGACUAAAGCACACUACUCGGAUAUACUUGAUCGAAAUCACCGAACAAAAUUAAGACAAGAACAACUUAGGAAAGAAAAAUUGAAUACGCCAACAACGGGAUCUGGUACAAUGAAGGCUACGUUUGUUUCGAUUACCGUAUUAUUGCUUAUUUGUAUGUAUUAUUACAGUAAAAACGCACAGAAAUUCGAAUCAAAAGAUGACUUUCGAAUGUGA
Messenger RNA from Pocillopora meandrina, 711 nucleotides. The record is from the annotation of a GenBank genome assembly. Lineage: Eukaryota; Metazoa; Cnidaria; Anthozoa; Scleractinia; Pocilloporidae.